Messenger RNA from Lemur catta (Ring-tailed lemur), 3757 nucleotides. It is a transcript of the gene AASDH, whose product is annotated as aminoadipate-semialdehyde dehydrogenase. Gene Ontology annotation, biological process: amino acid activation for nonribosomal peptide biosynthetic process. Gene Ontology annotation, molecular function: protein binding. NCBI's taxonomy places the organism in Eukaryota, Metazoa, Chordata, Mammalia, Primates, Lemuridae. The record is from RefSeq and is a predicted model, not a curated record. The coding region runs from base 432 to 3731 and encodes 1099 amino acids. The transcript is spliced from 17 exons.
AGUGUCGUGCACGGGGUGUCGGGAAGGGUCUCUCCUUCGCGAGACCCGCUGAGUGAGUGUCCUCAGGGCGCUGUGUCACCUCAGGCCGCGGUGUCCCGCGGGGGUGUAUGUGAGGGAGGCGAAGUGCGGCGAGGCCUGGGGCUGUUCCCGCACCGGUUUGCUCAGCUUCAGAAUUUCAGAAUUUGCCUGACCUCGGAUUUGAGUUAGUGAGACUGGCGGGCUGGUGUGGUGCAGACAACCUUGACUUGGGAGAAAUUUCCUGAAUCACCAACCUCCGACCCCUCCCCUUGGUUCCAAUGAAAGUCUCAGAAAUGUUUGGGCAUCCACAACCACUGGGAAACUGGAAGUUAAAAGCAGAAAAAACAUCUUAUUUACUGUACAGCUGUGUGAGUUCUGUGCUACAAAUUGAUGUUUAGAUAAACUUCAGUGAAAUGACUCUUCAAGAAUUGGUGCAUCAGGCUGCCUCUCUUUAUUUGGACAAAGUAGCUGUGUGUUUUGAUGAAUGCAACAACCAGCCUCCACUUUAUUACACCUACAAGACUGUGGUGAAUAUUGCUUCAGAAUUAUCAAAUUUUCUUCUAUUACACUGUGACUUUCAAGGAAUUCGAGAAAUUGGUCUCUACUGCCAGCCUGGGAUAAACUUACCCUCUUGGAUUUUAGGAAUUCUCCAAGUCCCUGCUGCUUAUGCUCCUAUUGAUCCAGAUUCACCACCACCAUUAUCGACUCAUUUUAUGAAAAAAUGUAAUCUAAAGUAUAUCCUUGUUGAAAAAAAGCAAAUUAAUAAAUUCAGAUCUUCCUAUGAAACAUUAUUGAAUGGUGACACAUUUACAGUAGAACAUAAUGACCUAGUACUCUUCACACUUCACUGGAAAAAUGAUGAAAUGAACUUGAUGCUAAGUGAUAGAAAAGAAAAACAUGAAAAAGAAAAAAGAAAAAACGGCCUAAGUUCUGACAACAACAAUGAAGAAAAGGUAGAAGAACACAUGGAUGUGAGGCUAAAGCAUUGCUUAGCCUAUGUUCUACACACAUCAGGGACUACAGGAAUACCAAAGAUUGUCAGAGUGCCUCAUGAAUGUAUAGUACCAAAUAUCCAGCAUUUUCGGAUACUUUUUAACAUCACACAAGAAGAUGUUUUGUUUCUGGCUUCACCUCUGACUUUUGAUCCUUCUGUUGUGGAAAUAUUCCUUGCUCUAUCAAGUGGUGCCUCUCUGCUUAUUGUACCGACUUCUGUCAGAAUGCUCCCAUCAAAAUUAGCUGCUGUUCUCUUUUCCCACCACAGAGUGACUGUUUUGCAGGCAACACCAACAUUGCUUAGAAGAUUUGGAGCGCAGCUUAUCAAAUCAACUGUUUUAUCAGCCAGUACUUCCCUUCGAGUAUUAGCUCUUGGUGGCGAAGCAUUUCCAUCAUUGACUGUUCUCAAAAGCUGGAGAGGAGAAGGCAAUAAAACACAAAUAUUUAAUGUUUAUGGUAUCACUGAAGUGUCCAGUUGGGCGACCUUUUACAGGAUUCCAGAGAAGAUUCUUAACUCUAAUUUGAAAUGUGAAAUGCCUGUACAACUGGGAUUUCCACUGCUUGGAACAGUAGUUGAAGUCAGAGAUACUAAUGGUUUCACAAUUCAAGAAGGCAAUGGCCAAGUAUUUUUAGGUGGCAGAAACAGAGUGUGUUUUCUUGAUGAUGAAGUGAGACUACCACGUGGCACAAUGCGAGCCACAGGAGACUUUGUGACUGUGAAAGAUGGAGAGAUAUUUUUCUUGGGACGAAAGGACAGUCAGAUCAAACGUCAUGGCAAACGUCUUAACAUUGAACUUGUGCAACGGGUUGCUGAAGAACUUCAGUACGUGGAGUCUUGUGCAGUUACAUGGUAUAAUCAGGAAAAAUUAAUUCUCUUCAUGGUGUCCAAAGAUAAUUUAGUAAAGGAUUACAUCUUCCAAGAACUACAGAGACAUCUUCCAAGUCAUGCAAUCCCAGAUGAACUUGUUUUGAUUGAUGUUCUACCAUUUACUUCUCAUGGAAAGAUUGAUGUUUCUGAGUUAAACAAGAUAUAUUUAAACUACAUAAACGUGAAGUCUGAGUGUAAGCUCAAUGGAAAAGAGGAACUUUGGGAAAAAUUACAGUAUUUGUGGAAGUCUAUUCUGAGUCUCUCAGAAGAUCUUUCGAAGGUUCCUGAUGAAUCACUCUUCUUAAAUAGUGGUGGCGAUUCCUUAAAAUCCAUACGACUCCUCAAUGAGAUUGAAAAACUUACUGGUACAUCAGUACCCGGGCUUCUGGAAAUGAUUCUCAGCAGUUCCAUUUUAGAGAUUUACAAUCACAUCCUUCACACGCUGUUUCCAGAUGAAGACCUGACAUUCAGCAAGAGUUGUGCCACAAAAAGGAAACUCAGCGACAUCAACCAAGAGGAAGCUGGUGGAAAAUCUUUACAUCAGAAAUCUGCCAUGAGUUUAAAUUGCAAUAGUGAGAUUAAGGCUUUUGUUGCACUCAGCAGAGGGAGUCAGAUUUUGUCUCUGAAUACUACUAUGUCUUUAACUAAGUUAGGGCACUUCCCUUCAGUCUGUUCUUCUGACUUAAUGUCACAGACUGACAUUCAAAGUUUGAAAAGCUUAAGUCCUCCAGCUCUUACUGGGAAGUCAGAAAAUCCAUCCUUUGUUGCAAUAGUUCCUAAAGAGGGAAAACCUGUGAUAGAGGCAGAGAAAAUGGAGUUACGUGUGAGGUGGAGGUCAGACACGGGCAAAUGUGUAGACGCUUCACCACUAGUUGUAAUACCAGCUUUUGAUAAGUCAUCUGCAACUGUGUACAUUGGCUCCCAUUCUCACAGAAUGAAGGCCAUUGACCUUUACUCGGGGAAGGUGAAAUGGGAACAGAUUUUGGGAGAUCGAAUUGAAUCCUCAGCAUGUGUAUCUAAGUGUGGAAAUUUUAUUAUAGUGGGCUGUUAUGAUGGAUUAGUAUAUGUUCUGAAAAGUAGUACUGGAGAAAAAUACUGGAUAUUUACUACUGAGGAUGCUGUCAAAAGCUCAGCAACCAUGGAUCCAACCACAGGGCUCCUGUACAUUGGAUCUCAUGACCAGCAUGCUUAUGCUUUAGAUAUUUAUAAAAAGAAGUGUGUUUGGAAGUUGAAAUGUGGAGGAACUGUCUUUUCUUCUCCUUGUUUGAGCCUGAUUCCACAUCAUGUGUACUUUGCUACAUUGGGAGGACUUUUACUGGCCAUAAAUCCUGCUAGUGGGAACAGAAUUUGGAAACAUUCCUGUGGAAAACCACUCUUCUCUUCUCCACAAUGUUGCCUACGAUAUGUUUGUAUUGGCUGUGUAGAUGGGAAUUUCCUCUGCUUUACUCACUUGGGAGAACAGGUUUGGCAGUUCUCUACCAGUGGACCAAUCUUUUCAUCCCCAUGUACCUCACCAUCAGAGCAAGAUGUAUUUUUUGGUUCCCAUGAUUGCUUUAUCUACUCUUGUAACAUGGAAGGUCACCUCCGAUGGAAAUUUGAAACUACUUCAAGAGUGUAUGCAACACCGUUUGUUUUCCAUAACCAGAGUCAUAGCAAUGACAGGUUGCUGGCAGCAGCAUCUACAGAUGGCAAACUGUGGAUCGUGGAUUCUCAGACUGGACAACUACAAAGUGUAUAUGAACUUCCUGGAGAAGUCUUUUCGUCUCCUGUGGUCUGGGAAUCAAUGCUCAUUAUUGGGUGUAGGAAUAAUUAUGUUUAUUGUCUGGAUUUAUUGGGUGGCAAUAAAAAAUAAUCAGGGACAGUCCUUAUUAAUGUGUA